ACUCCUCCCUGUACUUCCUGGUCUCAAACAAAGCCACUCCCUUUAGCCAAUGUGUUCCACACAUACUCGGCUCAGUUUCCUGGAGCUCAGUGAGCACCGAUGGCGCAGCAAGUAAUUCAGAUGGCCAAGGAAAAGCUCUGCUGUUCAGUCUGCCUGGAUCUGCUGAAGGAUCCGGUGACUCUUCCCUGUGGCCACAGCUACUGUUUGAGAUGUAUUGAAGGCUACUUGGACGACGAGGUCCAUGGCUGUCCUCAGUGCAGGCAGACCUUCACGCCGAGGCCUGUCCUCAAGAGGAACACAGUGUUGGCGGAUUUAGUGGCUCAGCAGAAGGAGACGGGACUCGAGGCUGCUCCUGUUGGUCCCUGCUUUGCUGGAGCUGAGAAUGUGGCCUGUGACGUCUGCAGUGGGACAAAACUCAACGCUGUCAAGUCUUGCCUGCAGUGUCUGGUCUCGUACUGCGAGCUGCACCUCCAGCCUCACUACCAAUCACCAGCCUUUGGGAAGCACAAGCUGGUGGACCCCUGCAAGAAGCUCCAGGAGAACGUCUGUGCUCGCCACAGUGAGGUGAUGAAGAUCUUCUGCCGCACCGAUCAGCAGUGCAUCUGCUACCUCUGCUCCAUGGACGAACACAAGGGCCACGACACCGUCUCUGUGGCGGCAGCAAUGAGCGAGAAGCAGAGGGAGCUCGCGGCGCGUCGAGAGAAGAUCCAGCAGAAAAUCCAGAGCAGAGAGGAGAGUGUGAAGGGUCUUCAACAGGAGGAGGAGGACAUCAACUGCUUUGCCAAUGAAGCUGUGAAGGACAGCAAGAGGAUCCUGUCAGAAGUGAAGGAGCAGAUCAGAUCUCGUCAGAAGUCUGAGACCACUCGUGUCCACAAGCAGCAGGAGAAGCUGCAGGAGGAGAUCGCUGAGCUGAGGAGCAGGGACGCCGAGCUGGAAGUGCUGACACACACCGAGGAUCACACCCAGUUCCUGAGCAGCUACACCUCGCUGUCACACCCGAGUGACGCUGCAGACUCACUGAGCGCCACCGUGCGCCCCCUGCCGUACACUGCAUACGUGGAAGCAGCGAUGUCAGAAGUCAGGGAGACGCUGCAGGACAUCGUGGACAAGGAGUGGACCAAAAACCCCCAGAGCGGGAGCCAAGUGGACGAUUUCGAGGUGCCACAAGAACCACAGACCAGAGAGGAGCUCCUCAAGAAUUCAUGUCAAAUCACACUGGAUGCAAGUACUGCACACUGCAAUAUAUACAUGAACAAUGAUAGAGAAGUGACAUUUUACAAGGAUAGUGGUUCAUAUCCUGGACAUCCAGACCAGUUCACCAGCUGGUGUCAGGUUUUGUGUCAUGAAGGUCUGACAGGACGUUGUUACUGGGAGGUGCAGUGGACAGGCACUGAGGUCUUUCUGGCAGUGGCAUACAGGGACAUUCAAAGAGCAGGGGAUGAGAGUGCGUUUGGACACAACAAGAAGUCCUGGGUUUUACAGUGUAACAACAAACGAUAUGAAUUCAGACACAACAACAUCAGAACCGACGUCUCAGGCCCUUGGUCCAACAGGAUUGGUGUGUACCUGGACCACAGUGCUGGGGUUUUGUCCUUCUACAGCAUCUCUAAAGACCAAACCACGACUCUCCUGCACAGAGUCCAGACCACUUUCAGCCGGCCGCUCUGUCCUGGACUCGGUCUACAUUGGCACAAAAAUUCUGCUAAAAUAAGUAAUGCUUUAAAUGAAAAAUAAACUGCUCUUGAUCAAUGAUGUAACUAUCUUUCCGUGAGACUGGGUUUUUGAUAUGUGGCUAUAUCACAUUCUGACACACGUCAGUGCUGACUUUGUCACACAGUGUGCCACCGUUGCCAACAACCUAAGAGAUUAAAAUAUUUGCCACUUUAUCUCUCUGUGAGGCAGCUUCUUGAAUGAUCUGUUUUAUUGUUUUCUUCCUUGUCCGUACAAUAAGACUUUACAGAGGGAUAAUUAUCUGGAUUGAAGGCUUAAGUAAAGUGUCCCAGAUUUGUGUAUGAUUGUCCAAUUUUCCAUUUAUUUUACACACUAACCAUUCAUAUAACUGUUUGGUUUAUAUUUGUGAUUGUCACUAUAUGUUGCAUCUAAAUGAAUAAAAGUUCUGAAUCAAA
This is a messenger RNA of Solea senegalensis (Senegalese sole), 2126 nucleotides long. Its product is annotated as tripartite motif-containing protein 16-like. Gene Ontology annotation, molecular function: protein binding; zinc ion binding. Lineage: Eukaryota; Metazoa; Chordata; Actinopteri; Pleuronectiformes; Soleidae. The transcript has a single exon. The record is from RefSeq and is a predicted model, not a curated record. The coding region runs from base 100 to 1734 and encodes 544 amino acids.